UCUCCUUUUCUCUCUCUCUCUCUCUCUCUCUCUCUCUCUCUCUCUCUCUGACUCUCCCUGUAUUUGUAUCUUAUCCAUCUCCCCCACUCUCAUUCUAAAGCAUCCACCCCUCUUCUAUUCAUCUGGAGUUCUGUCUGUCUCUCUCAUUUCCUCUACCUCUGGGUGCUCUAUCCUUGCUCUUUAGCUAGUCCCUCUGUGUGUCUCUCUUUCUCCCCCCCCCCUCUCUCUCUCUCUCUCUCUGUGUCUCUCUCUCUCUGUGUCUCUCCCUUGCGCUACUACCCUCCCUUUCUCCGUACCCGUCCUUGUGGAGAUCUUGACAGCUCCCAGUGGCACUCGCUCUACUCUCCUGCGUGGGAAACAUGUCAGCCAUUCUGGAUCUGGACCAGAUUGCAUGCUCUGGGAAUGGAGUGGAGCAUGACAUUGAAACUCCCUAUGGCGUCCUCCAUGUGACCAUGAGGGGUGUGCCCAAGGGCAACCGGCCAAUCAUCCUCACUUACCAUGACAUUGGCCUCAACCAUAAGUCGUGCUUCAACACGCUGUUUAACUAUGAGGACAUGCUGGAGAUCACCCAGCACUUUGCUGUUGUUCAUGUGGACGCCCCUGGCCAGCAGGAGGCUGCGCCCCCGUUUCCUACUGGGUACCAGUACCCAACCAUGGAUGAACUAGCUGAGAUGCUGCCCUCAGUCAUGACUCAGCUAAAGGUUAAUAGUGUGAUCGGGAUUGGAGUUGGAGCAGGUGCCUACAUCCUCUCAAGGUUUGCUCUGAAUAACCCCAGCCUGGUAGAGGGCCUGGUGCUGAUCGACGUGGACCCAUGUGCCGAGGGCUGGAUAGAUUGGGCAGCUUCCAAGCUGUCUGGGUGGACCAGUAACCUGGUGGACAUAGUGAUGGCUCAUCAUUUCAGCACUGAGGAGUUGACAGAUAACCAGGAGCUGGUCCAGACCUACCGCCUCCAUAUUGCCCAGGACAUCAACCAGGACAACCUGGGCCUGUUCUGUGCUACCUACAAUGGACGUCGGGAUCUGGAGAUUGAGAGGCCAGUCAUUGGUCUUAAUGAGGACACAGUCAACACACUGUUGUGCCCUGCUUUGCUGGUAGUUGGAGACACAUCCCCUGCUGUGGAGGCUGUGGUGGAGUGUAAUUCCAGGUUAAAUCCAACUAAGACCACACUGCUUAAGAUGGCUGACUGUGGAGGCUUGCCCCAGGUUGUUCAGCCUGGAAAACUGGCAGAGGCAUUCAAGUACUUUGUGCAGGGGAUGGGCUACAUUCCCUACGUACUUCUCAGUCACCUGAGCAACGAAUCAGUGCCGUCAGCCGGUCUGAGCCGCCUGGCCCGCUCUCGUACCACCUCCUCCUCCAGCAUCACCUCCAUGGACAGCAGCCGCAGCCGCAACUUCAACAGCCUGCUGGAGGGCAACACCACUGGGGCCCUGGACAACCAGGUUUGCCCCCAGACCAUGGAGGUCUCCUGCUAAACCUGCCCACCACACUCCUACUUACCACCAGGAAGCAGCCCUCCAUGCUGCCCCUGUCCGCCUCCUCCUCCUCCCGUAACUUAUGUCUCCCAUCUGUAUCUCUUACACUGCUACUCAAUGCCAGAAGGUUAUGUAAUGAAUUAUGUGAUGAACAUGUGGAUAUAAAAAUAUAUAUAUACAAAGAUAUAUUGACUAUUAUAUCAGACGUAGUCACAACUUGAUGCAAUGAUACAAAUAUAUAUAUAAACAUAUACAUAUAUUUGUGUGUAAAGGGUCUGAUGGUAAGAUCAACCACCCCAUGUCCUUCUCAUCAUUUUCUAUCCAAAUGCAUGUCUUUCAUGCAGGCAAAUCUAGCCUCAUAUCUAAAUACACUUGUUCCCUUCUUAUGUUACCAAUUAUUGCCUCACAUCUUGUAUUUAUUUUUUCACAAUGUGUCUAUGUGUAGAAGGUUUGUCCCCUUACAUUUUAAAGUCUUGCGUUUAAAGGGCACUGUAGCUCAAAUCCAACACUACCCAGGUCCUCUGCUUCUGUACUUCAGUCAUUACACAUAUGUGCAACACUUUUUAAUUAAUCUUUUUUAUGUUGGGAACUUUGAACACAUGCCUCUAUUGAUUGUGUGGUUGUGUUUUAAUGCUGUAUUGUACGUACACUGUUAUUCUCAUUUCACCCUGCUCACAUUGUAGUUACAUCUCUCAAGCUGUGUGCAUUUGUAGUAUUUUACUGUAUCUGCAAUGUGUUAUUCCAAUGUAUUUUUUGCAUUAGCAAAUACACUGAAUGAAAAAUAGCACUGUAUACAGGUUGAACUAGGACCUUUUAUGUCUUUCAAAGCAUCUGUGCAAAGAAUAAUACUACAACAAUAGAAAUACAAAACAACGAUAUCGUAAAGAUGUUUUGAUCUCUAUAUUAUUUUGUUAUUAAUGUUGUUUUCUUGUUUCUGUAUACACAAUUGUUGUUUUUGUAGCCUAUUCAGUCAUCUGUUGAGUAGACCUUCACAGUAACAACAUUAACAAAUGUCUUCUGAUGUGAAAAUGUGUUUAGUCCCUUUCACAGAGGGUGGUGCCUCUCACUGUCUGCUGAUUCAACUCAUUUAUACUACCGUAGUACUAAAUAAAGCUAGAAUAUUGAAAAUGUCAA
Hypomesus transpacificus is the source of this 2606-nucleotide messenger RNA. RefSeq names its product ndrg family member 3a (gene ndrg3a). Lineage: Eukaryota; Metazoa; Chordata; Actinopteri; Osmeriformes; Osmeridae. Gene Ontology annotation, biological process: signal transduction. The record is from RefSeq and is a predicted model, not a curated record. Gene Ontology annotation, cellular component: cytoplasm. The coding region runs from base 360 to 1472 and encodes 370 amino acids. The transcript has 15 exons.